Messenger RNA from Paramecium pentaurelia, 1009 nucleotides. The record is from the annotation of a GenBank genome assembly. NCBI's taxonomy places the organism in Eukaryota, Ciliophora, Oligohymenophorea, Peniculida, Parameciidae.
UAUGCAAGGGUCUGAGAUUUUAAUUGCUCAAGCAUAACACAAAAAUGAAUUAGUUCAUCAAUUACAUGAGUAAGCAUAUGAAACAGAAUUCAAAUAAUUGGAUAAUAAUCAAGUGACAAAGGCAAUUGAAUACUUACUAGAGAAUCCUCAUUUUGGAUUUUUUUAUAUUUAUACAGAAAAUCAUCACAUCUUUGGUUAGAUCUUGAUGACAAAAGAAUAUAAUAUAUAUUCAGGAUUAACUUGUUGGUUUCAAUCUGUAAUUAUAUGAAUAAUACAAUUAUUAUUAGGUUUAUGUAAAGAAGGAUCAUAGAUAGAGAGGAAUAUUUAAGUAAAUGUAUAAGGAAUUUAUGAAAUAUGCGGCAAAAGAAAAAGCAGCAGGGACAAAAUUAUAUGUUGAAGUUGAGAAUAAGAAUGCCAUUAAAGUUUAUGAGAAAUUAGGAAUGAUUAGAACAGAGGAGACUAUAUUUGAAGAUGAUUUCGUAUUUCAUCCUGUGAAGUAAAUGAAAAUUAAUUAUUAAAUUAGAAUUAUUAAUCUUGGUUAGGAUUGUGUAACAAGGACUUCAAGUAACAAAAAGGAAUUAGAAGACUUAUUAAAGAAAGGAAAAAGUAUAUUAGGUAAUGAUUUAACACAAUAAUUGCAAAUUGAGUAUUGUUUAAAUAAUAACAAAAAUGCAUUUAUAAUAACAGAGAGUUAGACUGAUUAUUUGAUAGGAUUAUAUUUCAUAGAAUUUAGUGAUUGGAGGAAUGGAGUAUAAAUUAAUUAAUAAAUAUAGAUAAUUCUAUGGUUUUAUGAUUUUGUAAGUUCUACAUAUAAUAAUGGAAUUAUUAGUAUAAUGAUGAGCAAUAUGUUGAAUUAAAUUAAGCAUAAAAAAAUAAAGCUUAAUCCUGAAGUGAAAGGAAUAAGAAUACUUGUAGAUAGAUCAAAAGGAUAACGAUUAGAAUAAUUAUUGGAAGUUAUUGGUCUAAAAGAAUCACACUAUUAUAUAUAUUAUUAAAAAAGUGAUUGAAA